GGUUGUAUUUAUAUAGUUUGGCGGCAAAGGAUAAUUGAAUUGGAAUCCAAAUGGAGGACCAAGAGGAACUGUUGUCGUCGUCUUCUUCCGAUUUCGAUUCCGAUUCCGAUUCCGGUGACUCUGAAAUUGAAGUUGAACAGCUGAAAUCUCAAAAUGUAGAGGCACUCGUCAAAGGCAACCUGAUCGUGAAGAGACAAUCAUUGCUACCGCGAGUGUUAUCAGUAGGUACCAGUGGAGCCGCUGUUUGCAGAAAACCGUUCAAACCUCCUUCCGAUGCUGCUUAUACUAACAAUCAAGACCUUUCUCGUAGGCUCUCUGCUCGCAAAAGGUUUGUCCCAUGGGGUUCCACUACUCCCAUUCCUAUUCCUAUUCCUAACCCUACACCCUCCCCUUUAUUGGACUUCAAUUUGAAUGUCCCACUCCCCGAUGAGGAACCGAAACCCUCAUCUUUACCCCCUGGAAUUGAUCCUCUUGUACUCUGGCAACCUCCACACGAGGAUCCUCCUCAUUCCAGUUUCACACCGAUAUCAGUUGAUACGUUGCUCGUUCGUUUCCUUCGUCCGCAUCAGAGAGAAGGGGUUCAGUUUAUGUUUGACUGUGUCGCAGGACUGUGUGACACACCUGAUAUCAAUGGAUGCAUUUUGGCCGAUGAUAUGGGUUUGGGGAAGACACUGCAGUCCAUUACAUUACUAUACACUCUUAUUUGUCAAGGCUUUCAUGGGAACCCUAUGGUUACAAAGGCCAUCAUUGUCACUCCUACCAGUCUAGUUAGCAAUUGGGAAGCUGAAAUCAAAAAGUGGGUUGGAGAAAGAAUUCGCCUUGUUGCUCUUUGUGAAACCACACGAGAAGAUGUUAUCUCCGGGAUAAACAGUUUUACAAGUCCCCGAAGCAAUUUGCAGGUGCUCAUUGUUUCAUAUGAGACAUUCCGAAUGCAUUCGUCCAAGUUUAUUGAUAGUGGCUCGUGUGAUCUCCUCAUAUGUGACGAGGCUCACAGACUGAAAAACGACCAGACAAUAACAAACCGGGCAUUGGCUGCUCUCCCAUGCAAACGUAGAGUUUUGUUGUCAGGAACUCCUUUGCAGAAUGACUUAGACGAAUUCUUUGCAAUGGUUAACUUUACUAAUCCUGGAGUAUUGGGACCCAUUGCACAUUUUCGACGUUAUUUUGAGGCGCCAAUAAUUUGUGGAAGAGAACCUGCUGCUACUGCAGAAGAGAAGAAACUCGGUGCUGAACGUACUGCAGAAUUAAGUGCCAAAGUUAAUCAGUUCAUACUAAGACGGACUAAUGCGUUGUUAUCAAAUCAUUUACCACCGAAGAUAGUUGAAGUUGUUUGCUGCAAGUUGACUCCGCUACAAUCAGAUCUAUAUAAACAUUUCAUACAAUCCAAAAAUGUUAAACGGGUGAUUAAUGAAGAAGUGAAGCAAUCAAAGAUUUUGGCCUACAUAACAGCUCUAAAAAAGUUAUGCAAUCAUCCAAAGCUCAUCUAUGAUACCAUACGAAGUGGGAGUCCAGGAACUUCAGGUUUUGAGAACUGCAUCCGAUUCUUCCCUCCAAAUAUGUCAUCUGGAAGGUCUGGAUCAUGGACAGGAGGACAUGGAGGCUGGGUUGAGCUUUCUGGUAAAAUGCAAGUCUUGGCAAGGUUACUUGCUCAAUUACGUCAGAGAACAAAUGAUCGCAUUGUUCUUGUCUCAAACUAUACUCAGACUCUUGAUCUUUUUGCUCAAUUGUGUCGGGAACAAAGGUACCCUCACUUAAGGCUUGAUGGCGCUACAUCAAUCAGUAAAAGGCAAAAGUUGGUCAACUGCUUGAAUGACCCAUCUAAGGAUGAAUUUGUUUUUCUUUUAAGCAGCAAGGCUGGUGGUUGUGGACUCAAUUUAAUUGGGGCAAAUCGACUCGUCUUGUUUGAUCCUGAUUGGAAUCCAGCAAAUGAUAAACAAGCUGCAGCAAGAGUGUGGAGGGAUGGACAGAAGAAAAGAGUUUAUAUUUAUAGAUUUUUGAGUGCCGGAACAAUAGAAGAAAAGGUCUACCAGCGUCAAAUGUCAAAAGAAGGGUUGCAAAAGGUUAUUCAGCGAGAGCAAAAUGACAGCGUCGCGGCACAGGGUAACUUUCUUUCGACAGAGGAUCUUCGCAAUUUGUUUACUUUUGAUGAGAACGUCAAGUCAGAUAUUCAUGAAAAUAUGCGAUGCAGUCGGUGCCAAACAUAUGAUGACCCUCAAGACACUGAUGUCUUAUCGACAAUGAUUAAUAGCGAACAUGAUGAUGAUGAAACCUCUGAUAUAGGCGGAUUUGCUGAAAUUGCAGGCUGCUUAGGGAAUUUAAAAAGAUCAGAAAAGCAGGUAGGGAAUCCAUUGGAAGAAGAUUUAAGUAGUUGGGGCCAUCAUUUUUUCCCAACCUCUGUACCAGAUGGUAUUCUUCAGGCUUCAGCUGGUGAUGAGGUGACUUUUGUCUUUACAAACCAAGUUGAUGGAAAGCUGGUACCGGUUGACUCAAUCAGUCCCAAAGUACAGAAAAAGGAAUUACACAGGCCUAGGCGGAACGUUGAGCGAAAAUCUACUCCUUUUUCUUUACAUAAUAAACUAGUACCACUACGUUCUGCAUCUCAUUCAUCUUCGAUCGCUUGGAAGAAGGAGGCAACGAAUUGUGAAAGAAUUACCAAAAAAGUUGACAUAGAUGUAGCAUUGAACACCGAACACUCUCUUGUAAAUGAAAUAUCAGGACAGAAAAGAUCAUGCCCUGCUGAUAUCAAUGAUGAGCACUCUCUUCUAAAUGAAGUAUCACAGAAAAAAACAUGUCAUGUUGUUAUCAGUGAUGAUGAUUUUGAGUAACACUACUUCAUAAGUUUUUUCCCAAAUUUGGUUUGAUUUAGGCACACUUUCCUAUUUGGGAAUUAACGUCAUAUUGUCAGCACAAGUUUAUGGAAUUUAACUUCUUGUUUAUUUAUAAAAUGCCACAUUUAUCUCUGACGAAAA
This is a messenger RNA of Lathyrus oleraceus (garden pea), 2969 nucleotides long. Its product is annotated as protein CHROMATIN REMODELING 25. The transcript has 19 exons. Gene Ontology annotation, biological process: reciprocal meiotic recombination; double-strand break repair via synthesis-dependent strand annealing. The coding region runs from base 51 to 2825 and encodes 924 amino acids. Gene Ontology annotation, cellular component: nucleus. Gene Ontology annotation, molecular function: DNA translocase activity; ATP binding. Lineage: Eukaryota; Viridiplantae; Streptophyta; Magnoliopsida; Fabales; Fabaceae. The record is from RefSeq and is a predicted model, not a curated record.